Molecule: messenger RNA, 1662 nt
Organism: Rotaria socialis
Lineage: Eukaryota; Metazoa; Rotifera; Eurotatoria; Philodinida; Philodinidae
Source: the annotation of a GenBank genome assembly
AUGAAAACUGACCAGAAGAAUUCUUCUCCUCGUCGAAAAUUAGCAUUAAUCAUUGGCAACGACAACUACAAUGUCCUACACAAUAAAUUGAAUCAUUCCAUCAACAAUGCAAGAGACCUGAGUGAUGUGCUAAAGAAAAUCGAUUUUGAUGUUACUAUGCAUAUUGAUGUUGAUUUAGAAAUGAUGGUCACAAUUAAAAGUUUCUCUAAAACAAUCAACGAUGGCGAUAUAAUUCUUUUCUACUUUUCUGGCCAUGGAUAUGAAGUUAGUGGCAAAAACUAUUUGAUACCUGUUGAUGAUACUAGAAUAAAAACUGAUAUCGAUGUAGAGGAUAUUGGUAUCAGUGUGCAAAGUAUAGUGGAGCGAUUAAUAGAGAGAAAUUCUUCAUAUGUAACUAUAUUCAUUUUUGAUUGUUGUCCACCAUAUUGGCUAAAACCUCCUAGAACAUCAAAUUCUACGGUUCAUGGCAAAGGCUUGAAUAAAAUUCAACCACCUUCUGGAACUUUCAUACAAUUCGCCUGUGCUGCUAAUCAAACAGUCGAUGAUUCUGGAGGAAAACAACGUAAUUGCUUGUUUAGCAAGCAUUUAAUAAGAAAUAUUGCUCGAGAAAAUAUCAAUGUUACUGAUGUUUUUCGAGACAUAGCAAAAAAUGUGUGUUCGGAAAGCAAUGGUGUACAGAAACCAUUGUCUAUGAACGGAUUAGAUCAGCAUGAUGGAGUCUUUCUCAAUGCCGUGUCAAGUAUUAUACCGAAUAUCCCUUAUGGUACAGUAUGGAAAUCUAAAGCUCAAACUAUUGCUGGUAUUCGUGGCCCAGGUUCUGCAUUGGCAGCACUUAAUUUUCCCAAAGGCAUUUUCGUGAAUAAGAAUCAAGCUGUUUUCAUUGCUGAUAGUUCAAAUAAUCGAAUUAUGAAGUAUAAUCGUGGUGUGAUUGCGGGUAAAAUAAUUGCAGGUAAAAACAUAUCUGGAUACGGUUCUGAUCGAAUGUGGGAACCUUCAAAUGUAAUUUAUGACGAACAGUCAAAAAGUUAUAUUAUUUGUGACUAUCAAAAUCGGCGAGUGUUGCGUUGGGCUAGUAGAAGUAGCACAUUUGCAGAGGAGCUCAUUACGAACAAAGAAUGUUUUGGACUAGCUAUGGAUGAUGAAGGAUCCCUCUACGUGUCGGAUACUGAGCUACAUGAAGUUAGACGAUAUCGGCCAGGUGAACGCUACGGAACAGUAGUAGCAGGUGGAAAUGGACAAGGCAGUCGUCUCAAGCAGCUCAAUCAUCCGACAUAUAUUUUUGUCGGACCAGAUCAAGUGGUGUAUGUGUCAGACACUUGGAAUAAUCGUGUAGUAAAAUGGGAGCAAGGAGCGAAAGAAGGUAUUAUCGUGGCCGGUGGUCAUCAUAAAGGAAAAGAUGAAACACAGUUGUUUCAUCCUGCAGGAUUGAUAGUUGAUCGAUUGAACACGAUCUAUGUUGCCGACUAUUACAAUCAUCGAGUGAUGCGGUGGUAUAAGGAUGCUUCUCAUGGAAAUAUUAUUGCAGGUAACAGAUACCUUCCAGGAAAUAAUGCAAAUAAAUUAAAUGGUCCGGAAGGUUUGGCAUUCGAUAAACAUGGCAAUCUCUAUGUAGCUGAUUCGAAUAAUCAUCGAGUUCAACGAUUUAGUAUCCGAAUUGUUUGA